CCGAACCUUCCACAGUUCCCUGCUCUGCUCCCACGAUAUAACCAACACCUCCACCCCCCUUUCUCUCCUCACGACCAACCCAGAAGGAAGAUUUCUUUUCAGAAAGAGCUGACAAGAUUAAAGUGAUCGAAUGGGACUCAAGAAGAAUAGAUGGAUUUCCUUCAAGAAGCUGAGGGGGCAGAACUGGAGAUGGAAGUUCUUCUUUGGGUCUGCGUUCAGGUGGAAGAGGCUGAAUCUGAAGCUGUCUUUUGUGGACGACCUACUUUUUAGGAUUGCGUCCCUGUUCGAGGCUAUUGUUUUGGUUGCCAGGCUGUGUUUCUUCUAUCUCUGUUGUGGCUGCCAUUUUUGAAUCUGUGUGGAUGCGAGAUGGGGGCUUGUUCGAUGCCAAAACUACCCAAAAUAUAUGGCUAAUGUAUAUUUUAAUGUUCAAAUGUAAUGUUCCAGAAGUUUUUGUUAAA
Juglans regia (Persian walnut) is the source of this 458-nucleotide messenger RNA. RefSeq lists its product as uncharacterized. The transcript is spliced from 2 exons. NCBI's taxonomy places the organism in Eukaryota, Viridiplantae, Streptophyta, Magnoliopsida, Fagales, Juglandaceae. The record is from RefSeq and is a predicted model, not a curated record. The coding region runs from base 131 to 349 and encodes 72 amino acids.